GUUUUGAGUUAAAGCGCCACUGAAAAUGUUAGUGCACGCUCUUCGGCUUACAUUAAAGAUCAACCAUGCCGAAGAUUAAGGUCCUUGAUUCAGAGAUGAGUGCUGAGAUGCAGAGUGAGGCUCUUCAGGUCGCUCUUCUGGCUGUGAAUAUGUAUGUAAAGAACAUGGACAUUGCUGAUUACAUCAAGAAGGAGUUUGAGAGAAGGCAUGAGAGCUACUGGCACUGCAUUAUAGGGAACUGUGCUUACAGCGUGACACCAAAAAAGAACAGUUAUAUCAAGUUCUCUGUUGAUGGUGAAAGAAUUGUGCUCUUCAAAUCUGCCUGAGAUUCAGCAGCAGUUCAAACACAAUUUAUUUGAUCCACAUAAUUAAUAAAACAUCCUCCUUCAGCUUGUGGUUCACGUGAAUCAUAUAGAAGAGGAAAUAUGAAUUGAAACACUGUCAUUUAAAAACCAUGACAUUUUUGUGAAAAUGUUGAUUUUUUUCAAUUUGUGUUUCCUCUGUCCAUUAAUGUCCAUUGGAAUAAUGAGUUUGAAAGAAUUAUAUUGUUACAUCAUUACUUUCUAUUUGGUGUUCAAAGACUCAACAAAGACUGAAUCAUAAAUAAAACACAAAAUGUACUGGUAACACUUUAGAAUCGUACUUACUGCAUAACUAAUAAGGAAUUACUGCAGAAUUAAU
Molecule: messenger RNA, 681 nt
Organism: Megalobrama amblycephala (Wuchang bream)
Lineage: Eukaryota; Metazoa; Chordata; Actinopteri; Cypriniformes; Xenocyprididae
Product: dynein 8 kDa light chain, flagellar outer arm-like
Exons: 3
Coding region: 66-326 (86 amino acids)
Biological process (GO): cilium assembly; microtubule-based process
Cellular component (GO): cytoplasmic dynein complex
Molecular function (GO): dynein light intermediate chain binding; dynein intermediate chain binding
Source: RefSeq, a predicted model, not a curated record